Lolium perenne is the source of this 402-nucleotide messenger RNA. RefSeq lists its product as uncharacterized. The record is from RefSeq and is a predicted model, not a curated record. NCBI's taxonomy places the organism in Eukaryota, Viridiplantae, Streptophyta, Magnoliopsida, Poales, Poaceae.
AUGACGGGGAUCGAGCGAUUGUAUCUUGGGGCAAGGAUGAAGAUUGACAUCACGCUCAAGCAUAAUGCUCAAGGAAUAGGUGAUCUCGUUGAUGACUGCAUGCGCCUGAGCAACUCCACAUGCCUUGAGUCGAUUUACAGGUUUUGUAAGGUUCUGACAAUGACAUCAACGUGCUCUCCAAUGUUCUCUAGGGUUGCGAAAGGCAAUGCUCUAGAGGUUCACUAUGAGAUCAAUGGCCAUCCAUACAACAAGCGGUACCAUCUAGCUGAUGGUAUAUAUCCUACGUGGUCUACAUUUGUGAAGAGAAUCCGCAACCCUGAAGAAGAGAAUUAUCGGAGGUUUGCGAAAGAACAAGAGGAUUGUGGGAAGGAUGUGGAGCGGGCAUUUUGUGAACCAGUCUAG